Lolium perenne is the source of this 576-nucleotide messenger RNA. RefSeq lists its product as uncharacterized. The record is from RefSeq and is a predicted model, not a curated record. NCBI's taxonomy places the organism in Eukaryota, Viridiplantae, Streptophyta, Magnoliopsida, Poales, Poaceae.
AUGCGGCAUAGCUUGUUCAUCCGAAUCGUCAAGGCCUGCGAAGCUAAUUCAAAUUACUUCAAGCAACGUAGGAAUGCUGCCGGGGUGAUGGGUUUCAGCGCGUUCCAAAAAAUCUCGGCUGCCAUGAGGGUCAUUGCGUAUGGCAUCCCUGCGGAUUACACCGACGAGUAUCUUCGAAUUGGCGAAGAUACUACAUCGGAGUCGGUGCGCAGGUUUGCCCGCCUGAUUAUCAAGUUGUUUGGGCCAACCUAUCUCCGAGCUCCCAAUGAGGAUGACACCAAACGAUUGAUGGAGAUAAAUGAGAAAAGAGGUCGGCCGGGCAUGCUUGGUAGUCUUGAUUGGACACUCAAUGACAUCAACGUGUUGCAAAGGUCCCCUUUGUUUGCCAAAUUAGCAAAUGGGGAAGCACCCACUUACAACUACAAGGUCAUGAACAAUGAGUACACAAUGGGAUAUUACCUAGCUGAUGGCAUCUAUCCGGAUUGGGCAACUUUUGUUAAGUUUGUCAAGGAUCCCCAAGAUAGAACAGAAGCUAAAUUUGCCAAAGCUCAAGGAAGAAGCUCGCAAGGACAUUGA